CUUUGUUGUUAAUUGUUGUUGCAGAAAAUAUGCAAGUCUAGAUUGUGCAAGAUGCGGAUGACACAGUCAGAAACAGCAAUGACCAAUGUUCUCAGAGAGGUUUCAAUAAUGAAGAUGUUGGAUCAUCCAAACAUAGUCAACCUUGUGGAAGUAAUAGAUGACCAAAGAUCUGAUUACCUCUAUAUGGUUCUUGAGUAUGUGGAAGGUAAUCAUAUAAGAAACCUUUCUGAAAUCCAAGGACACAUUGAUGAGACAGCUGCAAGGAGAUACUUCAAAGAUAUAAUUGCAGGUCUCAUUUAUUUGCAUAGUCAUAAUAUCGUGCAUGGUGAUAUAAAGCCCGAAAAUCUUCUGCUCACAAAAGGGGGAAGUGUGAAAAUUGGUGAUUUCAGUGUGAGUCAGGCUUUUGAGGAUGACAAUGAUGAGCUGUGGAGAUGCCCUGGAACUCCAGCUUUUACUCCACCUGAGUGCUGCUUGAGUAUGUACAUUAGUUUGAUUCAUAUGGUUUUUUCAUUACAAGUAUUACUUUUAAGAAACUUUACCAUGAACAGUCUAAAAUUUUUUUGAGGAUAAAC
Durio zibethinus is the source of this 572-nucleotide messenger RNA. NCBI's taxonomy places the organism in Eukaryota, Viridiplantae, Streptophyta, Magnoliopsida, Malvales, Malvaceae. The record is from RefSeq and is a predicted model, not a curated record.